Messenger RNA from Solanum stenotomum, 1987 nucleotides. RefSeq lists its product as uncharacterized. Gene Ontology annotation, cellular component: plasma membrane. The record is from RefSeq and is a predicted model, not a curated record. Bases 332 to 1834 code for a protein of 500 amino acids. Lineage: Eukaryota; Viridiplantae; Streptophyta; Magnoliopsida; Solanales; Solanaceae. The transcript is spliced from 8 exons.
CUCAAAAAAAGAAAAAAAGGAAAGUUAACUCUACCUACUACUACUCUUCUUCUUCUUCCUUUGCCUCUGGUUCUAGGGUUUUUAUUAGGCACAUCCAUCUACUUAUUAGAACAAUUUUGUUGAUUUAUUUAGUCUUUAGGAUUAGAUUUUGGAAGCAAACAUUGUUUAAUGACAAAUAAUGGGGAGGAUUUCUGGUCUUUAUGGAAUUUUAACUUCAGGUACUGGUACGACAUAAUAUUUAUGUGACCAGCUCAACUGGUGUAGCAUCAACAGCUUAAAGGUACCGAUUGUGUGUCUCCAUGUUGCCAGAGGGUUAGUGGACGGAUGGCUUAUGCAAAGACCGCCACUUGUCUCAAGGAUGCAACAUGAUAUUCCCAACUCAUGCUUAUGCCUGUGCAUGCGUAUCAUAUCCAGGCCUUUGCUAGUCUAUACACUGAAUGAGGACUUGCAUCUGAUUGCAGGUUCAUUUAUCCAUCAGCUGUUAGUAAUUGCUAUCUGUUUGACUAGCUAUCAGAAUGUAGUGGCUCUACAUGUGCCGCAUAAGAUAACCCAAACUUCUUCCACAUCUGAACUAGCUACCCCUCCCAGAAGUGGAAUCUUUGAACCAAUUGAGAUACCACCUGCUGUCAUCCCUCAUUAUCCUUUCCCGGGGAAAUCAUUGCCGCCAAUGUACCCAUCCUUUCCGAAGACAUAUGACCCUGUCUUGACUGGAAGAUGCCCUGUGAAUUUCUCUGUCAUUUCAAGCAUCACAGAAAAAACAGCAUCUGAUUGUACUCGAUCUUUGUCAACGGUAGUUGGAAAUGUAAUAUGCUGUCCACAGUUCAAUAGCUUACUCCACAUAUUCCAGGGAUUUUACAGCAACCGUUCUGAUACUUUAGUUUUACAAAGUGCAGUAGCUGAUGAUUGCUUUAGAGAUAUCAUCAGUAUAUUAGCUAGUAAAGGAGCAAACAGCUCCAUUUCUGGUCUGUGCUCUGUGAAGUCAUCAAAUCUAACUGGUGGGUCUUGCCCUGUGAAGGACAUUGGUACUUUCGAAAAAAUUGUGAAUACAAGCAAGUUGUUGGAGUCUUGUAGCACAGUUGAUUCUCUUAAAGAAUGUUGUAGGCCUGUUUGCCAGCCUGCAAUUUCGGAGGCUGCACUUCUGAUUUCAGGGAUCAAGACGGCUCUUGGUGGUAAGAACAUGGUUGGAGUACCAAAUGAAAUUGAUACACUUAGCGACUGUAAAGGAGUGGUCUAUUCAUGGAUUGCAAGAACACUACAAUUUGAUGAUGCCAAUUUUGCAUUCCGGUUAUUGUCUUCCUGCAAAGUUAAUAAAGUGUGUCCCCUGGAAUUCAAGCAGCCAUUAGAAGUGGUCAAUGCAUGCAGAAAUUUAGCCGCUCCAAGCCCUUCAUGUUGUAGCUCAUUAAAUGCCUAUAUUGCUGGGAUACAGAAGCAGAUGUUGAUUACAAAUCGACAAGCAAUUAUAUGUGCUGCGGCAUUUGGUUUUAUGUUACAGAAGGCCGGGGUCAUGACAAAUGUUUACGAGCUUUGUGAUGUUGACCUGAAAGACUUCAGUCUCCAGGCAUACGGGCAAGAAGCAGGGUGCUUGCUUCGAAGUUAUCCAGCAGAUCUGGUGUAUGACAACUCAACAGGUUUCAGCUUUACUUGCGACUUAAAUGACAAUAUUGCUGCUCCAUGGCCUUCAUCAUCAACAGCAACAUCCUGGACUCUUUGUGCUCCUGAGAUGUCUUUGCCAGCUCUACCAACAUCAGAAAUAUUGGGAAAUUAUAGCUGUCCCCGUGGUGGAGCGGAUCUCCUCGUGCCCAUUCUUUUGUUUUUUGUCUCUAUAUUGUUUUGAAGAGAUUUGCCAGAAGCUGAUCUAGUUUGAGUUAGAGCCCUGUAGGUACACUGAGUGACCAGAUAAUGUGUAUAUAUACUUUCGAAUAUCCUUCCUCAGUUCCUCGUGUAUAGUUGCUGUCUUUUUGGUAAGUCAAUUCAUGGUUUUGCAAUA